Molecule: messenger RNA, 2472 nt
Organism: Osmia lignaria (orchard mason bee)
Lineage: Eukaryota; Metazoa; Arthropoda; Insecta; Hymenoptera; Megachilidae
Product: sialin-like
Biological process (GO): monoatomic anion transport; transmembrane transport
Cellular component (GO): membrane
Molecular function (GO): transmembrane transporter activity
Source: RefSeq, a predicted model, not a curated record
AGAUUCGCGGGCAGAUUUCUCAGUGCUCGCGUGAUUGUAAUCGAAGAAGAGACACACAGUGUUCUUGGCGGCAUUAACCCAUUCACACACUUGUGAAUAUACUCGACAGUAAUCGAAAUUGGUCAAAGGAAAAUGUGAUGUGAAAUAGUUUCAUGAAACUUACGCUAAAAUUAAUCAAAUACAAAAGUGUUUUGAAAUAUCAUGAAUAGUGUACCUUAAAAUACUAAAAUUGAAACGCGCAUAAUCGUCGAAGUGAUUUUCCUUGACAAUUUUCCAAUUUAUUUGAUAAAUAAUGGAGCAGUUGAAGAACGAGAAAAUGAAGAAUAGAAGAGAAUUGAUAACAUGCCGAGAUGUACUCUGGUAUCUGGUUUUCUUCGGUUUUGCCGCUAAUUAUAUGAUGAGGAUCAACUUGAAUUUGACGAUAGUGGCGAUGGUACUGCCUCGUCCAAAGACAACUAUAAUUGCACAAUGCAAUUCAGAAUCCAUCCAGCUAUUACAUAAUAAAACGUACGACAUUAACAGCACUUUUACAACACCUUCGACUAUACAAAUCCCAUAUAAUGUUACGUACGAAGAUCGAUUUGAAUGGAAUGAAUAUCAGCAAGGUUUAGCUUUAGGAGCUUACUACUGGUUGCACUGGUUAUCACAACUUCCUGGCGGACUAUUGGCCAGACGUUAUGGGACCAAACUUGUUUAUGGCUUAGGAAAUUUUUUCACAGCUUUAAUCGGAUUUUUCAUUCCAUUCAUAACGCAUUAUCAUCUCUAUGCUCUUGUCUUCCUACGAGUUCUUCAGGGUCUGGCUGCGGGUGUAAUUUGGCCUUCGAUGCAUAAUAUGACAGCGAAAUGGAUACCCCCAAAUGAGAGAAGCCGAUUCGUCAGUGCCUAUUUGGGUAGCUCUGUUGGUGCUGCUGUAACUUAUCCACUUUGCGCCGCUGUUAGUAACACGUUCGGUUGGGCUGCAGCUUUUUAUGUAACAUCAUUAUUUGGUGUGGUUUGGUACGUUUUCUGGCUGUUCCUGGUGUACGAUUCGCCCCAGCAACAUCCCCGAAUAAGUGACAAAGAAAAGAAAUACAUUUUGGAUAAUCUUGGGGAUUCAGUCGACGAACAGGAGACCAGAAUACCAUGGAAAUCCAUACUGACGUCGCGUCCAGUUUGGGUUACCAUCGCUGCUAACUGGAGCAGUGGAUGGGGUUUUCUUACUUUGAUGACCCAAGCACCGUCCUACUUUAAUUUUAUUCAUGGAUGGAACAUCAAUGCGGUUGGUAUGAUCUCUGGAGCUCCACAUUUAAUGAGAAUGAUCUUCUCCUAUUAUUUUUCAAUUAUGAGCGAUUGGCUGAUACGUACGAAGAGGAUGAGCUUGACGAACGUUAGGAAACUGGCCACUUUUGUGUCCACGGGUCUUCUAGGCGUCCUCAUCUUGAUAUUGGGUUUCAGUGGAUGCCAACCAACUCUCGCUAUAAUCUUUAUGAUGGCAGGGAUUACUAUAAACGGUGCAGUUUCCGCUUCCAGUUUCGCAAACUUCGUUGAUCUGAGCCCGAAUUAUGCUAGUGUUCUGCUUGGUUUAUGCGGAUUGGUGGUGAUUUGGAGUGGUUUCAUUUCACCUGCAGUCGUUGGCGUUUUGACAAACAAUAACCAAACUAUAUCCCAGUGGCGUUCAGUUUUUAUCAUAGCAGCGAUAAAUUCGUUUGCUGGAACUAUUAUAUUCUUGUUAUUCGGAACAUCAAAGGAACAACGGUGGAACAAAUACGGGAAAGUCGACGAAAAAAUGGAACAAGAAAUGCAGAAAUUGACGAAAGCAACUGCUAUAAAAUGCGAGGAAGGAAAUGAAAAAAUGGACGUAAACGAAAAAGAUAAAAUGAUUGAACAGAAAUGAGGAAAGUAAAAGCAGAAAUACAGUACAUACUGAUUAAAAGUGAUAGAACAUGUUGUAUUAACGUUAAACCACCGAAGAAUAAUAAAAUAUCAUCUAAGAAUAUAAAAAUAAGUAAUCAAUGAAAUUUAUAAAAUUUCAACCAUUGAAUUAUGAUUGCUGUCACAAUAUUAUACUGAUAAAAAUUGUCCAAAAUUCAUAAUUUAUGUAACAUUCCAAGUAUUUUACAAAUUUACAGUGGUACUGCACGUUUAUUUAAUCAAGUAUAUUUGUUUCAAAGUGGUAUUUUCGCUGUUCACAGCUCCAAGAACACAAAAAUGAAAGUCAUUAGCAAGAAAAUUAAGGAAAAUGUGUUCAUUAAAAUUCCAUAUUUAUCAGCAUUUUAAUGAAUUUUUUAAAGACUGAAUUAUAUAUCAAUUAAAAAAUGUUUAACGAAAUACUUGAUCCAGUGUGGAAUACCUUAAAUAUUUUUAAUAAUAUCAGGUAUAAAAAUGGUAGAAAUAUUUUAUUUUAACAAUAUUUGGAACAAAGAAGUAUUUAUAUUGUUACAAUACCAGUGUACGUUGAGAUCACUAAUACAGGUAAGCAAAGUAGAAAAAAAA